Messenger RNA from Lathyrus sativus (Indian pea), 795 nucleotides. The record is from the annotation of a GenBank genome assembly. Lineage: Eukaryota; Viridiplantae; Streptophyta; Magnoliopsida; Fabales; Fabaceae.
AUGGCAUUGAAGGAAACGUUUUACAUAUCACAUGGAUCACCAACACUAGCCAUAGAUGAAACAAUCCCUGCAUGGAAAUUCUUGACAUCAUGGAAACAGGUGUUUCCUCAUAGACCCUCUUCCAUUCUUGUUAUCUCCGGUCAUUGGGACACAUCUGUUCCCACCGUCAACGUUGUUAAUCGCAACGAAACCAUCCAUGACUUUGGAGGAUUCCCCAGGAGCAUGUACAAGCUCAAGUAUCCGGCACCAGGUGCACCAAAGUUAGCGAAGAGGGUGAAGGAACUAAUCGAAUCAUCCGGGUUGAGUCGGGUGAACGAAGAUAAAAAACGCGGGCUUGAUCAUGGUACAUGGGUGCCUCUGAUGUUGAUGUAUCCAGAAGCUGAUAUCCCUGUGUGUCAACUUUCUGUUUCAUCAAGUAGAGAUGGUACAUACCAUUAUAACUUGGGAAAGGCAUUGGCUCCUCUAAAAGAUGAAGGUGUUUUAAUAAUUGGAUCUGGAAGUGCCACUCAUAACAUGAGAGCAAUAGCUCCUCGCGAAAGCCCUCCUCCUCCCUGGGCUCUCGCAUUCGAUUCUUGGCUAAAAGAAUCUCUCGUCGAAGGAAGAUAUGAUGAAAUAAAUCAUUAUGAAGAGAAGGCUCCAUAUGCAAAGGUGGCUCAUCCAUGGCCAGAUCACUUCUUCCCAUUGCAUGUGGCUAUGGGGGCUGCUGGUGAGAAUUCAAAGGCCAAGGUUAUUCAUGAGAGUUGGGAUGGUGGUGCUUUUUCUUAUGCCUCUUUUGGUUUCACAUCAGCUAAUUGA